Molecule: messenger RNA, 726 nt
Organism: Vespa mandarinia (Asian giant hornet)
Lineage: Eukaryota; Metazoa; Arthropoda; Insecta; Hymenoptera; Vespidae
Gene: cni
Product: protein cornichon
Biological process (GO): vesicle-mediated transport
Source: RefSeq, a predicted model, not a curated record
CAUUUUAAGUAUCUACAUUGAACUUUCCCGCGCAAUUAAUCGAUUUAUGAAAUUCAUUGUAUAGUAACUUGUGCUUUUAUAUGGACUUGCUGAACGUCAAGAGAAAUCGAAUUCACAAUGGCAUUCAGUUUGGCUGCUUUUUCAUACAUUUUAGCUUUAAUUAUAGAUGCAUUUUUAAUAUUCUUUGUAAUAUUUCAUGUUAUUGCAUUUGAUGAACUUCAAUCUGGACAGAAAAAUCCAAUUGAUCAGUGUAAUAGUUUAAAUCCGUUAGUUCUUCCAGAAUAUGCUCUACAUAUUUUGAUAAAUUUUUUAUUUCUAAUAAGUGAACAGUGGUUUUCAUUAUGCCUUAAUAUUCCAUUAAUAGCAUACCAUGUAUGGAAAUAUUCAAAUAGACCUGUAAUGACAGGACCUGGCUUAUAUGAUCCAACCAGUAUAUUAAAUGCUCAUGACUUGGCUAUGUACCAACGAGAAGGAUGGGUGAAGUUAGCCUUAUAUCUUUUGUCGUUUUUCUAUUAUUUAUAUGGUAUGAUAAGUUCACUGAUUCAUUAAAAUUAAUGUGCAUUGUGUUAUGCAUAGUUCUUUACUUUGAUCCUAAAAUGGUAUUGAACAACUUUUGUGAUACUUCAAUGCUGUUUUCAACAUGGAUAUUUUCAAAGUAUAAGGGAAGUUAUUUUAAUUUUAUUGUAAUAAUGAACAUUUUUUUAAUAAAAUUAAAUAAAAAUGUUA